AUGAACGAGCCUCAACAUCCUCUUGCAAUUGCAACACCCUCGCUUCGACCCAUAGUCGAAUCGCCUGCGCCAACCGAAACAGCCGAGACACAAUCUAGCCUACGUGCUCAUCGUGAUAGUGUGUCAAUGGCAACUCUUCUCGAACAAGCACCAGACAAAGUUCCGCGUGGAAGAUCCAAAUCCCUUGCUGUAGGGACCUUUGGUUGGUCUCAUAUGCCACGUUUACCAGUUGACCAUGUCAUGCCAGCACCUUCGUCCAAUGUCCCAUAUCGUGCUCGUUCAUGGGAACCAACUCUGGAAAAGGCCAUCCGAGCCAUCGUAUCAAUCAAAGCCAGUCAUGUCCGUAGCUUCGAUACUGAGACCUCUGGUGCAUACACUGCAACUGGAUUCAUUGUGGAUGCCCAGCAAGGCAUUGUUUUAACAAACCGGCAUGUUGUAUCUUCCGCCCCAAUUGUUGCUCAGGCAGUACUGACAAACUAUGAAGAAGUUGAUCUUAAACCCGUCUACCGAGAUCCAGUUCAUGAUUUUGGCUUCAUGCAGGCAUGUCGUUGGAUCAUAAGCUUACAUACUAUAAUUAUUAAACUAACCAAAAUUUUGAAAUAUUUACAGUUUGAUACAUCUAAAAUCAAAUUUAUGGAGCUAGAAGAAAUCGAGUUGAGUCCAGACCGAGCCAAGGUUGGACUUGACAUUAGAGUGGUGGGCAACGAUGCUGGUGAGAAACUGAGUAUCCUAGCUGGUACUCUUGCCCGUCUCGAUCGUCGUGCUCCAGAAUAUGGGGUUGGAGAGUACAAUGACUUUAAUACAUUUUAUCUCCAAGCUGCGUCCGGCACAAGUGGCGGGUCUUCCGGUAGUCCAGUACUUGAUAUCGAUGGCCACGCAGUAGCAUUGAAUGCAGGUGGUGCCAGUCGUGCUUCAUCUAGCUACUAUCUUCCCUUGGAUCGUGUAAAGCGCGCAUUGCUCUUUAUUCAAAGAGGGCGCCAGGUUCCACGCGGUACACUUCAAACCGAAUUUGAGUACCAGCCUUACAAUGAGGUACGCAGACUUGGACUCAAGGCCCACAUCGAAGAAAAAGUGCGAAGCCGAUUCCCUGAUGAAACAGGCAUGCUUGUAGUACGAUCCGUACUUCCCAAGGGUCCGGCAGAUAAAGUGUUGGUUCCAGGCGACAUUAUAAUUGGCUGCAAUGGCCACAUGGUUCCUCACUUCAUCAGUCUGUUCUCGGUUCUUGAUGACUCUGUCGAUAAAAACGUCACUCUAACCAUCAGCAGAGGAAAAAAGGUCCAAGAUGUCACAGUGGCUGUCCAGAAUCUUCAUUCUAUCACACCCGAUACCUUUGUCGAGAUUGGCGGUGGUGUUGUUCAUGAUUUGUCUUAUCAGCUAGCCAAGUCUUAUUCGCAGCCUGUUGAAGGUGUCUAUGUUGCAACCUCUGGACAUAUGCUUGCAAGUGCCAGUGCAUGGCGCAAGAGUAUAAUUGUCAGUGUCAACAAUAUUCCAACUCCGGAUCUAAAAGCAUUUGUCAAUGCAAUGCAAACUCUUCCUGAUGGCUCCCGUGUUCCAAUUCGAUUUUAUUCACUCCAAAAGGCUUACAAGGACAAGAUAAUGAUUAUGCACGUUGACCGACACUGGCACAAGUUCCGUGUCGCUGUCCGUAAUGAUCUCACCGGAUUGUGGGACUUUACUGAGAUGCCCCCUCCUCCAAAGAAAAUGUCUUAUCUCCCAUCUUCAGCCACAUUUCCUCCUCUUGAUCCUUCACUUGCAUUAGCUCAAAGACUUAUGCCAUCGUUCGUUGCCAUCGACUUUUAUUUACCAUACCUCGUAGACGGAAUGAAGGGUACACAAUUCUAUGGAUCUGGCUAUGUUGUAUCUACCAACCCCCCUUUGAUUGUGUGUGAUCGCGACACUAUUCCUAUCAGUAUUGGAGAUAUAUUUAUUACCUUUGCCAACUCUAUCAUCAUCCCAGGGAAGAUUGUAUUUUUGCAUCCCUUCUACAACUACGUGCUCGUAAGCUACGAUCCAGCCCUCAUCGGAGAAACUCCCAUAAAACCAAUCGAUUUCAGUCCAGUUGAGCUCAAUCAAGGUGAUGAACUUAACUUUGUGGGUGUCGGAAACGACCAUUCGAUUAUUCUACGUAAGACUACCGUGAGCUCCAUCUCUAACGUCGGUACACGUGAAUGUUCUCCUCCGCGAUGGCGUGCCAUGAACGUUGAAGGAAUCAAGAUUGACGAUUCAAUAAAUGCCCAAGGAGGUUUGUUGGUUGAUGGAGAGGGAAGAACGCAGGCUCUAUGGGUCAGCUACUCUACCCAAUCGGAAAAGGGCAAGGAUACAUCCUUUAUGUCUGGUCUGUCGGUUGGACUAAUUAAGUCUACUCUUGACAAGUGUCGUCUCAACCAACCUAUCACUUUCAAGGGCCUUGACGUAGAGCUGUGGACAAUGCGUAUUGCGGCUGCACGUACUCUGGGACUUUCUGACGAAUGGGUCCGUAAGAUUGAGCAGAGUGGCAGCACACGCCACACGUUGUUGUAUGUGUUGAACAUUCUGGACGAUCGUAGCCCAUGCGCUCGUGUAUUACAUGUCGGCGAUAUCAUUCUUAGCAUGAAUGGCCGACUCGUUACUCGCAUGUCUAGUAUUAUGCAAGUAUAUGAACAAGAUACAGUUACUAUGAUUGUACUGAGAGACGGUGCUGAAAUUGAGGUCAAGGUUCCUAUGAGUGAGUUUAGCGGAUUUGAAACUACCCGGGUUAUUGGCUGGCAGGGUGCUCUUAUUCAACGUCCUUACAAGGCUGUUCUUGAGCAAGUCCGUGAUGUACCUCAAGGUGUAUAUGUGUCCUGUACUCUGUACGGAUCCCCUGCUUCUCAUGUACUUCGUCCCGGCGUAUGGAUAGUCGAGGUCCAGGGAAAACCUGUCAAAGAUUUGGAUUCAUUUUUAGCUGUAAUCCACAAGCAUGAAGAAGAAAUGUGUCGUCGUAGACGUCCCAGUUACAUACCUCCUGUCCGUCGUUCUGCUGAACAACGCGCAAAUAUUACCUUCUCUGAUGAGGAAGCACUCAAGACAGAUGAUGUUGAGGACGACGAUGACACUAACGAUGAGGGUUAUGUCCGCAUCAAGACGGUUAGCCGCAAUGGCACAGUUCGCGUUGUGGCUGUAAAACUGGAUUUGCAUUACUGGGAUACUUGGCAGCUAGUUCUUGAUCCUAAUUCUAUUUGUGGGUGGAUCUGCAAAGAUGCCUAAAUUUUUGAAAGUAUUUAUCGACCCCUGUUUUUUUUUUAUAUCGAUUAUAUGUUUAUAUGUAUUCUUUAUCUCUUUUUGUUUUAUCAUUUUAUUCCAAUACAUGCCACAUCUAAAAAUAAACAAGAGCAUCAGUGGAACUGUCUAAUAUCAAGGGAUUGGUGAACCCCCUGAUAAAGACUCUGUCUCUCUUGG
Messenger RNA from Phycomyces blakesleeanus NRRL 1555(-), 3417 nucleotides. RefSeq lists its product as hypothetical. The transcript has 6 exons. Gene Ontology annotation, molecular function: protein binding; serine-type endopeptidase activity. NCBI's taxonomy places the organism in Eukaryota, Fungi, Mucoromycota, Mucoromycetes, Mucorales, Phycomycetaceae. Gene Ontology annotation, biological process: proteolysis. The coding region runs from base 1 to 3225 and encodes 1074 amino acids. The record is from RefSeq and is a predicted model, not a curated record.